UUGCUCGGAGUGAAGCGGAGGAGAGAGUCUCUUCAAUAUGCGACCAGAGAGCAACACAUUCAGUCACACUCCCACCCGGACUCACUUAUGCACUGACCAAAUUCUCCAUUCAUCUCUUUCAACAUCCCUUCAAACUGCGCAAAACUGGGAAGUAAAUUACCACAGUGUUAUUACAUUUCGCUUUUUAAAAGGAAUACACCAAUUUUCGACGAUAAGGUGCAGAGCAGUGAUGUCACAGAACUGAAGACGGUCUCAUACAAAUAUGGAGUUUGGAGAGCGGCUGGCCUCCCCAUCAUCGGCCCCGUCCUCCCUUCACAUGGCCUCCUCUUCAGCCAGCUCCUCCCCUGCUCCACCCCAGACACCCUCCACAAAGUUUAGCCCGGCCCCCAGCCCUGCGGGCAGCUCCCCUCUCACCACCUGUGGCCAUCUGCUCCAGGUAGCCGGAGAUGAACGUUUAAAUAUGUCUGGCAUCUCCAAUGGUUUUCCUUUGGUCAGCCACCCAGCGUUUGGACUCUACACGUCAGGUUCCGGCCGCUCUGAGUUUGGAGGUCUCGGUAGCCUGGGUUUGUCUGCUUUGGCUGCCCACUCCCAGUUUGGUACAUUUCCAGACUGGUGGCGGCCAUCUGAGGCACAUACCAGAGGAGCAGCCGCCUUCUUCCCUCCUCUUCUGGGUCUGCAUCCUGUAUUUGCGUCAAGCUUCAAAAGCCACGAUCCCAUUCACUUGCAGUCAUGUACCUCAGUUUCUGUAGGCGUGAAUGGAACAGUGAAUGGUAGGAGUGCUUCUUCUCCUACCGGGAACUCUGCUGCGAACACCAGUUCGUUUCCAACAAAGGGAAACGCGGGAAAAACUAAAGCCAACAGUAGUCUGAGUCAAAAAAGCAGCCCGGACCUGGGCCAACUGCACAAGACGAUCACCCAGAAAACAAAAGAAAAGACACCGAACAAAAGACCACUAGAGACCUCCAGCAUGAGUGGCAGCCAAUCGGGAUCAUUGUCAGAUAGCUCCUCCAGCGAUGGUGAGGAGAGCAGCAGUGAUCCCGAUGACAUGGAAGAUGAGGAGGAUGAAGAUGAGGAUGACCAGAGCAAUGAAAGUGAGGACUCUGACUCAGAAAGAGACAGCAGAGUUAAAAGGAAAGUCGAGCGGCUGACACAGAACAUUUCUGAGGGUAAAAAGAAGAGACCUUGCUCUACUGAUGGAAACACAACUCAAGACAGACACCGUGACACUGUUCCUUUGACUUCCCCGUACCGCCUGCAGUCCUCCUCCCACCCUGCUGGCCUGUCACAGUCUGCAGCGCUGUUCCUCCAGAGCUCCAGGACUGCGGAGGAGGAAGGCCAGCAGCACAUCAGUGUCAUUCAGGCCACAGGGUUGGCAGCCAGCAACAGUCCCCUGGCAUCAUCCCACAGGGAGGCCUCCCCUCUGCCCUCCAGGUCCUCACCCAACCCCAUCUCCUUCUCUAACGCACCUAAACACUUCCAUCCUUCCUCCUCACCGAAGCACAGCUCUGUCUCCUCCUCCCCCAAACCUCAUGCUCUCUGUUCCCUGUCGAAACCCCUGUCUCUGUGUGUCUCACCCAAGCCUCUCUCCCUCUCUUCUUUACCCAGACCACCAACACUGUUGUCCUCAAAAAAGCCUUCACAUAAACCCAGAUUCCUGAUGCCCUCUCUUAAGCACGCCCAGCAAGUUGAUGGCACGAAGGAGAGCAAUGGAAACCUCCUGGGUGUUAGAUCGUCACACAGUUUAAAAUUAAAACAGCCCCUCUACUCCAAGGACUCCGGGAAGCAAGCUUUCUCUCUGCGACCCAAGAGCCAGAAAUGCUAUAAAAGUCUCAAAAAUUCAGCAUCCUCUUCAUCGUUGCUGACUCAACAUAAACAUUCGUCAGAUACGUUGAGCAGUCAUUUACUGUCUCUCCCACACAGCAAUGAUACCAAUCUGUUCCUGAGCCACCACCUUAAUGGGAUGAUCCACAGCGCAGUUCAGGACGCCCCUUUGGCCCUCAUCACUAAACCCCGCAGCCAGAGCAGCACCCCUAGUAGCAAACCUCUCCAAGCAGCCAGUAGCCCUCCCUAUCCCAUGCCCCUCAACCUGAGCACCGGCAGCUCGGGCAGCUCUGAUUCCCCACUUAAAUCUUCAGCCUCAUCAGGUGUUGCUCACAGACGGAGGGAGACUAACACUCCCAAGUUUCUGCGUGCAGGAAAGAGCCUCUCUAAAACCAACACGUCCUGUCCACCUGCAGACUUGGUCAGAGGCAGUGAGUCUGAUAUCCACAGCAGCAGGGACUCGGACGACUCUUUAGGAGAUGACUUUGAUGACGAUGAUGAAGAUGACCAAGAUGAUAUUGAGGAUGAAGAUUCUGGCAGUAGCCUGUCAGAGUCAGAGAGCAAUCUGGAUAGUGACUCUGACGGCUCUGAGGAUGAUGUGAAGGAGCGCGGUGAGACAGAAGAAGACAGCGAUGCAGAAAGGACUCCCCUGAAACUCGCUAAAGCGUCCUUGUCUACUCGCAAGUCCUCCUCGAACCUCUCUGCCAACUGCUCCCUGCUUAACCUACAAAUCCUCCAGCCUCCUAGUUUACCUAGUAGCCUACUCACCUCCACCACAGUGACCAGCUCAGGGGCACUGAGUAACCAUGGCACCCUAUCGCCAUCCUACACGUAUGCCACACUGCCAGGAUCAGGGAAGAGGAGGAGAGUAACGGAUGAGAGAGUUCUGCGGUUGCCUCUUGAGUUUGGGUGGCAUAGAGAGACCCGAAUCAGGACUGUGGCAGGUCGUCUACAAGGAGAGGUGGCUUACUCUGCUCCAUGUGGGAAGAAGCUGCGUCAGUAUCCUGAUAUAAUGAAGUACUUACUCCGGAACGGAAUAACUGAAAUCUCACGGGAUAAUUUCAGCUUCAGUACAAAAAUUAAAGUCGGUGACUUCUAUGAAGCCAGAGAAGGACCAGAGGGUUUACAGUGGUUCUUGCUGGCAGAGGAGGAGAUCGCUCCCAGUAUCAUAGCGAUGGAUGGGAGGCGCAGCCGGUGCUCACAGUCUGAGCGCCAGCCGAUAGGGGAUGGCACCGCGGCCAGACAGUGGAAGUCGCUUCCUCUUAAUAUUGGCGAAAAUCACUUCCCAGAUGUCAGUGAUUCAAAACUGCUACGCAAACUGGAGGCUCAAGAAAUAGCUCGACAAGCAGCUCAGAUUAAAAUGAUGAGGAAACUUGAGAAGCAGGCCAUGGCGCAAGCAGCCAAAGAGGCAAGGAAGCAACAAGCAAUAAUGGCUGCAGAGGAGAGGCGGAAAAAGAGGGAGCAGAUGAAGAUUCUUAAACAGCAAGAGAAGAUCAAGCGCAUUCAGCAAAUUCGUAUGGAGAAAGAACUCCGUGCACAGCAAAUUCUCGAGGCAAAAAUAAAGAAAAAAGAAGAAGCAGCCAAUGCCAAAAUAUUGGAGUUUGAGAAGCGGAACAAGGAGAAGGAGAUACGAAGACUGCAAGCUGUCAUUCUGAAGCACCAGGAGUUGGAGAGGCAUAGACUAGAUAUGGAGAGGGAAAGACGCAGGCAGCACAUGAUGCUCAUGAAGGCUUUGGAGGCCCGUAAGAAGGCAGAGGAGAAAGAGCGUCUGAAGAAAGAGAAGAAGGAUGAGAAACUGUUAAACAAGGAGAGGAAACUGAAGCUCAGGAGACUGGAGCUGGAAAAAGCGAAGGAGCUAAAGAAACCAAAUGAAGACAUGUGUUUAGCAGAUCAUGAGCCACUUCCAGAGCUGUCCCGGAUCCCUGGUCUGGUCUUACCAGGAAGUACCUUCUCCGACUGCCUGAUGGUGCUGCAGUUUCUGCGCAGCUUUGGGAAGGUCCUGAGGUUAGACAUAAAUCCCAACAUGCUCAACCUAAGUGACCUUCAAGAGGGGUUGCUCAACACUGGGGACAGUAUGGGCAAAGUGCAGGACCUGCUGGGCAGCAUGCUCUCUGCAGCUGUGUGUGAUCCUGGUAUACCUGCAGGUCACAAGAAUAAGACUGCCUUGGGGGAGAACCUGACUAAUGUGGGGAUCAACAGAGACAACGUGUCUGAGAUCCUGCAGAUCUACAUGGAGGGUCACUGUGAGCAAACAGAGCUGGCGGCUCAGGCCCUCAGCCUCAGGACCAAAGCGUUUCAGGCCCACAGCCCAUCACAGAAGGCCUCCAUGCUGGUCUUCCUGGUUAAUGAGCUCUGCUGCAGUAAGGCUGUGAUCAGUGAGAUCGACAAAAACAUCGAUCACAUGACCAACCUGAGGAAGGAUAAGUGGGCUGUCGAGGGACAACUUCGCAAACUGAGGAGCAUCCAUGCCAAGAAGACCGGCAAGAGAGACAGCAGUGUGGGGGGAGAGGACAGCCACACCUUUGUCAUCCCCACUGCCAGAAACAAAUGCAAGAGGAAAGAAGGGGACAGUGAGGAGGAAGAGGACGAGGACGACGACAGUGAAGACCAAGACGACGACGACGAUGAGGACGAAGAAUCUGGGGGGAAGAAGGGGAAAAAAGCAGACGUAUGUGAAGAAGAGGACGACAGUGUACACUCCGCCAGCAUGGAGGACCUGGAGAAGCAGAUCGAGAAGACAUACAAGCAACAGAAUCAGAUCAGACAGAAGUUAUUCGACUCCUCUCACUUGCUGCGCUCCAUGAUGAUUGGACAGGACCGCUACAGGAGACGUUACUGGGUCCUUCCGCAGUGUAGUGGCAUCUUUGUGGAAGGCACGGAGAGCGGGGAAGGUUCGGAAGAGGCAGAGAACGAGGAGAACAUACAGAGGACUGAUCAGGUGGUCAGGGUUAAAGAAGAGCAGCAGGAAGAGACAAAGAAGCCACAGGUCUGCAGCCCAGUACAGAGCACAGACGGCGAUACAACCACACCAGAGAGCCAGCAGGACAAAGACAGUCUCAAUCUCUUCCUCCAGAAACCCGGCUCCUUCUCUAAGCUCAGCAAACUUCUUGAAGUAGCCAAAAUGGCUCAAGAUUCAGAGAUCAAUCCUCACAACAGUCAUUCUGCUAAAGUCCCUACCACUGCAUCUUAUCUCUCAUAUGCCACAGCUCAGGCAGCCACCACUCAGCAGGGACUGAUGGAUAAAACGGAUACUUCAGUGCCAUCUCUGCUUAGUGCCCAUCAGCUCAGAAGUAGUCCCUGGAUAACCUGCAGCCCUCAGUCUAUCCUUCAUGAGGACCAGCUCUCCAAGAUACUGAUGGAAAAGAGCAACCAGUGGUUCAGCCUCUUGCCUCGCUCUCCCUGUGAUGAGUCGUCUUCCACCUCCGGCUCCAGCCCUCCAGCUUCCUCCUCUCCGCUACAGACCAUCAGCACUAAAUCCCUCUCCCCUAAUCCCCGAGCUACAGCCAGUUCUCCUGCUGGGAUUAAUAACAUGCAGCCAUCUGUCUUUCAGCAAGUAAAGUCUGGCACUCAUCAAAGCAGACUGACACGGUGCGACGUGUCUAGCGCAGCGGCAAGUCCCAGCCUGCCCUUCUCUGGUGCUUCUCUAUCCCUCAUGCUGGAUCUGACCCCCCAAUAUGCAGAGGGUAACGGCAACAGUGUCUUCUCCCUGGCAAACACCAACUCUGUCAACAAGAGUGAGACCCCAGAGCCCCUGAGUGACAAGCCAGAGUGUGCCUCAUUCCCUGCUGUGGAUGUGGCCAAGACCCAGGACUACCCUCGUCCUCAGCCUAUCCCCGACGAGAUGCUGUGUGGCUGGUGGAGGGUGGCAGACAUGGAGGAACUGCACAGUCUGGUCAAGGCCCUCCAUAGCCGAGGCGUCAGAGAGAAGGCCUUGCAGAAACAGAUCCAAAAACAUAUGGAGUAUAGGACCCAGCUCUGUGCCAACAGCAAAGAUGCGAUUGAUGUGGCAGAGCUGGAGAAGCAGGAGGUGAGUGAGGAGACGGUGGAGAGUUGGUGUGUUGAGGACCAGGCCAUGGAGGUGGACAUCAGCCUGCUGCAGCAGGUCGAGGGGCUGGAAAGGAAAGUCAUCUCUGCCAGCCUGCAGGUCAAGGGUUGGGUGUAUCCUGAGCCCCAGUCAGACAGGGAGGAUCUGGUCUAUCAUGAGCACAGGCUCUUAUCUUCCUCUGCUCCAGACAAGAAAGGACAGAGAGAAACCAGCCAGGAGGAACUUCCUGGCACCGUGGCGCGACGGCCCAACAAUCCUCUUGAUAUAGCUGUCAUCAGGCUGGCAGAGCUGGAGAGGAACAUCGAGCGAAGCAGUGAGGAGGAGGUGGCACCGGGGAUGAGGUUGUGGCGUAAAGCUCUCGGUGAAGUCCGCAGCUCAGCUCAGCUGUCACUCUGCAUUCAGCAGCUGCAGAAAUCCAUUGCCUGGGAACGAUCCAUCAUGAAAGUGCACUGCCAGCUCUGUCAAAAGGGGGAUAACGAAGAACUGCUCUUACUCUGUGAUGGCUGUGACAAAGGCUGCCACACUUACUGCCAGAAACCCAAGAUCACUACAGUACCGGACGGCGACUGGUUUUGUCCCACUUGUGUAGUGAAGGAGAGUGGUCAUUACCCCCAGGGUAGGAAGCAACAGAGCCGAACAGCUGGAGGAGGGAAGAAAGGCAGCGAGGUAAAACGAAAUGGUAAGCCAUCUGUGGUGGGAGAGCUCAUCAAAGAGGAGGCUGCCAGCAGCAACAGCAUGCCAAAGAAAGGUACCAAGGAGUUCAAAAAGAGGAAAGGAGACAACAGCCCGCCCAGCUCCCAGGCCGGGCAUGACAGCCCUGUCUCCUGUUUGAAAAAAGCCAAAACGGCCAAAGACAACAACACAAAUGGGCUGACGACGUGCCGAGUGCUGCUGGUUGAGCUGGAGGCCCAUCAGGACGCUUGGCCCUUCCUCACGCCCGUCAACCAGAAAGCCGUCCCUGGAUACAGGAAGGUCAUCAAAAAGCCCAUGGACUUCUCCACCAUCAGAGAAAAGCUCACCAACAACCAAUACUUGAAUUUGGAAACUUUCAUCAUUGACGUGAACCUAGUUUUUCAUAACUGUGAGAAAUUCAACGAAGAUAAUUCAGAAAUUGGACGAGCCGGUCACAGCAUGAGGAGAUUCUUUGACAAAAGAUGGACUGAACUGCUGGAGUAAAGUGUGGAAUUUCUAUGCUACUCUCUACAUAUCAAACUUCAUCUUUGGUGUUGGAGGCCUUCUCUUCACCUGAGACACUAAAUCAAUAAACAAGUUUAAAAAACACUGACGUGCAAUGUGUAAGGACAAAUUCUCCUGCUGAGAAAACACACUUCAUGGAUUAAUAUCUUAAAGUGCAAUAUUGUUUUCUUUAUCAAAAUGCACUGACUCUUGGACUCAAUAUUGUAUUUGGAAAUGAAAGAUUUCCACAGUAGAUAGAUUUGGCUUUUUUUUUUUUUAUCAUCAGUACUUUAGUUUCAUGUAUAUGUAUAUUUAUUUUCUCAAGUAUUUAUGUUACUGUCAGUCUCAUCUAAGAAAAAGCAGGAAAUGGCAUACAGCUUUAAAAAAAAAAAAAAAGAUUGUUAUAUUGACUAUUGAACAAGCCAAUCAAAAAAAAUGUUUACAGCUUUUUGAUUAUAGGGUGCCAGCAGUAAUACUGUUAAUCUGCAAGUUAAUUGUGUAAAUACAAGGAGGUAUCACUGUCACCAUUUACAAGUCUUAUUUCUAAUGUAGAGUGUACAUACAGUACAGUCUUGUUAAAAUAGUGUGCAUAAGGAUGAUUGUAGCACUUCAUAUGUCUUAUACUGUACUCUGCCUGUGCUGAAUAUCCACUCUAAACACUGUGGUCUCCUCAGUAUUGUAGUGCCUGACCUCUGACCUCUAAACAGUGUACGGACAAGUGUGGUGUUUUUCUAUUUUCAGUGUAUGUACUGUAUGUGUGUCCUGCACAAUAUACUGUGGGAAACCCUUACACAAAAUUUAAAACUCUUUCGAGCUUCUCCUCUGAAAAUAAUUAUUGUGGUGCAUAUAAUGUGUUUCAUCUCCAAGCAUUUCCUUCAGCCAGAGUCUUGUCAGGCGUCCUGUGGACGGACGUGACACCUGCACUGGGCUUUAAUCCAGCUGGGAGUCAGACAGUGUCACGGUCCAUCGGAGCCAUCUCAAGACAGCUGAAGUCAGAAGACUUGAAGUAACUGUAUUUUAUUAUGAAUAUUGUGAAAUGAGUAGCGACUUUUGUGGGAAUAUUAUUUUUGAAUAGUGGGUGUGUGGCACACAUAAAAUAAACCUGUUUUUCAAAUGAACA
Cottoperca gobio is the source of this 8162-nucleotide messenger RNA. RefSeq names its product bromodomain adjacent to zinc finger domain, 2Bb (gene baz2bb). Lineage: Eukaryota; Metazoa; Chordata; Actinopteri; Perciformes; Bovichtidae. The record is from RefSeq and is a predicted model, not a curated record. The coding region runs from base 263 to 7042 and encodes 2259 amino acids. The transcript has 38 exons. Gene Ontology annotation, cellular component: chromatin. Gene Ontology annotation, molecular function: DNA binding; protein binding.